GGGCAGGGGCCGCGGCGGACCGAGCCGCGUCCGGGCAGGCGGGCAGGCCGGCCGGGGGACGGAGGACGAGCGAGGCCCGCCCGCCCGCGUCGCGCUGGCGCCGGGCGACCCGGCCGAGAUGCCGGUGCGCAGCUCCUGCCGCUGCCCGCCGGAGCCGGCCCCGGGAGCCGCCGCCGCCGCCCGCCUGGAGCCGCCGCCGCCCAUCAACACGGCGCAGCCCGGCGUGAGCACCAGCCGCCUCUACAGCGGCGCCAAGUUCCGCGGGCAGCAGCGCUCCAAGGGCAACGCCUACGAGGUGGAGGUGGUCGUGCAGCAUGUUGACAUGGAUAACUCCUAUCUCUGUGGAUACUUGAAGAUUAAAGGCCUUACUGAGGAGUAUCCAACACUUACUACUUUCUUUGAAGGGGAAAUAAUCAGUAAAAAGCAUCCAUUUUUAACCCGGAAGUGGGACGCAGAUGAAGAUGUGGAUCGUAAACAUUGGGGGAAGUUCCCAGCAUUUUACCAGUUUGCAAAGACAUUUAACUCUGAUGAUUUUGAUUAUGAGGAUCUGAAGAACGAUGAUUUUGUCUUCAUGAGGUGGAAGGAGCAGUUCCUAGUCCCAGAUCACACCAUUAAAGACAUCAGCGGGGCAUCCUUUGCUGGGUUUUAUUACAUAUGCUUCCAGAAAUCUGCAGCAUCUAUAGAGGGCUAUUACUAUCACAGGAGUUCAGAAUGGUAUCAAUCUCUGAAUUUGACCCAUGUCCCCGAGUACAGUGCGCCCAUUUAUGAGUUCCGGUGACAGGGAUGCCAAGAGCUUCACCAAGAGAUGGCCAGAGAGGCCGGGGGGUGGGGAGAGAGAAGGCGAGUGCAAGGGCGCCUGUUCUAUUCAGACCGCGGGGAUGUCUCAGCCAGGACAGAAGACACCAGGCUCCCCUCUUGUCGGGCAACUGGACCGGCCCGAAAGCACGAAUGGGAAUCCACGGGACUGCCGGAGCCUGAUCCUUCUUCCAGCUGCGCGGCCAACUUGACCCUGUAGCCUGGUUCAACCGCUACCACUCAACGCCCUUUUCUUGCAGAGCUCGCCUCUCGCGAUCACUGACAGUCCUCUCCCUCCGUUCGUUUUGGGUGGAGGCAACGCCUGCGUCUCCCCAGAUGUCCUUGGAGUAGAAGAAAACAUAAGUUGCCCCCUGCUCAUGUUGCUUCCUACUUGGCUUGGCGUAGCAGUUCCUCCAGAGUGGGUCCUGUCUGGUCUAAGCACUACUUGAGGCUUGUGCAUCUGGCCCACAGCUGCGGUGUUUUGUUUGCUAAGGAAACCGUUGGCUGAAGGAAGGAGGGCCUGUGCGGGGGCGGGAAUCCCCUCCUGUUGGCUUACAAGGCUGCCUUUCUCAGGAAUGUUAGUCAGUCCCAGCAGCAUGAGCUUAGUGCAACCUGCAAUAGUGGGAAAUCUAAUUAUGCCGAUGCAGAAUUCACAACAUUAAACGGAAAAUGUUUAAGGACUUCUUUAAAGAGCUAUUUUUAUGGCCCACUUCCUCACCGCUGUCUCAGAGACUGUGUGGUAUGUGCACAAAUUAUUCUUCAUUAUAUUUUACCAUGGCUGCUUACUUUUUUUUCCCUCCUCCUCCUGGUGAAAAUAAGUGCAAGCUCACGUUGGUUGAUGGUGGUGAGCUCUCUAAUUAUCCAGCAGUGUUGCCGCCCACUCAUCACGGAGGAAGCACUUGGCGGCAGUGUGAAAAUUGAACUUCUGACGCGCGCUCCAGGUUUGCGCUGCAGAAAACAAUGGAUGUUUGCUAGGACUUUAUCAGACCAAAAAAAAAAAGCCUCCUCCCCACCCACCCCAAAAUAAACUGGUCUCCUAAGACUUUGAAAUGUUCAAUGACUUAAGGCUUCUGUGCCAAAUGUCGUGCAUGUGUGGUAGUAUAAAAGUGGCUGUCCUGUUCAAUGUGGCCUCAAGAGGCUUCUGCAACCUGCUUGUCUGCAUCCUUGAUGGGGGGGGGAAACCGUUCUGCCGCUUGGGUUUUCAGGGCAAGAACGUGAUGCAGCCUGUGAGCUGGGCGUGCUGCUCCCCUUGCUUUCUUGCAACAAAAUGCUCCCCCUCCCUGAAGAUCCUUCUGUCUGCUUCCGCAGGUGCCUUGGACUUUGCAGUGUUUGGCAAUGGAGGGGGGCAGAAUGCUCCCAGUGGCCAAAGAUUGGGUUGCGGGUGGGAUCUGGAGCUCAGCCUCCUGUGUGGCAGGAUCAGAAGCAUUCAUAGUGGCUUGAUUUUUUGAAAAUUGACAGGUAAUUGGGGCUGAAAAAGAACUUUUCUCUGUCUACAGCACUGCGCGUGCCAGUCUUGGGGGUGGGGGGGAUAAAAAGCACAGGUGGUGCUGUUGAGGUAUGGAAUUUGGUUCCCAGUCUUAGCUUCCUUUGAUGGCGGGGUCAAAAAGCGUCAGUUCAGAAAGAAGAGAGGUCGCUGGAAAAAGGAUUUAAGAGGUUGGCAAUGGCAGGCCAGGAUAGAGUUUGCCUCUGCAGAUCUUUGUUCUUCCUGAUAGUGAGCAAAGCUGGAAUAAAUUAUGCAAAAGAUAAAACUGUGUUCAGGCUGGCUCAUUUGACCCCUAGAUUGCAGUGUCCUGCUUUCCUUGAUUCAGAAUUUGGUGUGUUAAGACAUUUUAAAAGAAUGCCCGCAGGCCUCCUCUUUAUCCUUUAGCCCAAGGUAGCUGAGCAUUUUAGCGAGGGCCCUUGGCUUCCCUUUUCCAUGGUGUAGACCAGGUUGCUCAUUAAUGAGCACUGGCAUUGGCAGUUUGACCUCCAUCUUGCCCAUUGCAGAGGCCUAACUUUGCUCGGCAGGAGCGUGUGAAUCUCAGCAAGAACAUGCCUCCUCCAAGCCGAGCAUUCCCAUUAGUCAUGCAAGAAACCCAUUUGGCCUGCGGGCAAUAUAUUUGUGCCCAGUCACAAAAAGUCAAGAGCACCCUGAGGAAUGCCCAAAGUCCUUCCUCCUUUUAAACCACAGCUUCCUCCCUUCAACUUCUCUGGCCCUAUUUCUGGGCAAAUGGGUGUCUUGCGGAGAGGUAGCUGUGCCUGUAAUUGGACUGGCAUUAUACCUGCCUUUCCCAGGUGGGCGAGUUACAACUUGCCUAUAACCUUUUGAGCACAGGGGAAACAAAAUGGGUCAGAGGGUCACAGCUUGCCUGGGAAAGAUGAUGCUUUCUUCAGCUUGAGCUAAAGGAUUUCCUGGAGCCACUCCGGCUGGUGAUGCUUAGCAGCAAAACUUAAAGAAUUGAACUUCUGUGGUAGAGGCGUCCUAUAAAAGCUCUAGCCAGGAAGGAUUGAGAAUUUACAGGGAGGGUGGUGCUUCUGCUCUUGGUAACACACAGGAAGAAACCAAAUGUGCGAGUGAGGCUACCUGAGGCCCUCUGGCCCCAAAUUGAGACGCAUUGGAGGGCAAAUGCUUGGUCACUCUCCCUGCUAGGCAUCCAUGUUUUUUCCCCAGUCCACUGUACCGCAAUAUCAAAAGCCACCAUAAGGUAAUGCUGCCCUGAUUGUGGGCAGGAUUCAAGAAAUGGAAUGUCUAGUUUCACGCACCCUGGAGAGCUUUGGGGUGAUGUCUUUCAGGCACAGUCUUUUAUGAUUGACAUGAAAGCGGUUUUUCGACUAAGGGAGUAAAAUCGUACUAAUGGCAUUAGUGGCAGAGGGGAACGUGUUCUCAGAGCUCCACCUGAGGGAAACCUGUACAGGUCUCCAGCUGGGCUUGAAGUUAGUGUGGCUCAAGGACUGUAUGACAUCCUUUCCAACUUCAGGUUGAGGUGUAUUUUGAAACCGAACCCCUCUCAGGAUAAUGUAUUUCUAAGUCUACCCACUGAAAAUGCCAGGGGCCUUUGCACUAGUGCCCAGGCUGCUUUGUGAGGUUCUUUAUUGUGCAGUGGGACACCUCAUAGCAGGAAUUUAUCAGGGUUCUGUCCGUCAUUGGGGAGAUUUGAAUAAGUUGGAGCAAACAAGGCAAAAUCGGGUUGGAGGUGACAGAAUUUCCAGUCUCGUUAAGCUGUUGAUGUGACAUUCAGAGAGGACUGCUUAUUUUUGGCAUAUAGCCCUGAUUUGGUACAUGCUUCUAUACACUAUUUCUAACCGAUGCUUGCACUUGAGAUAAAAUAGGUGGGAAUUAAAUUGGUGGUGGGGGGGCAGUAACUUUUCUUUUGAAAAUAGCUUUUUCCCCCCUUCGAGGCUUGUCUUUAAUUCUCUCCUGCUCCAUUCAACUGAAGGGCAGUUGCCUCUGGGUUUGGUGAGAAAACGGGACGAAGCUUGUCAAAGAGUGGCUUCAAAGGUGGGAUCUUCCAACAUGUAUGGAAAGGAUUUUAUAAAGUUAAUCAGAGUAUUAAAGAGUAUUUAUAGAUGAAUUGCAGAAAAGAGACUGUUUUUUUUUUCCAGAGUUAUCAGUGUCCCAAAUAAAAGAAUGUGUAUUUAAAGAA
Molecule: messenger RNA, 4418 nt
Organism: Candoia aspera
Lineage: Eukaryota; Metazoa; Chordata; Lepidosauria; Squamata; Candoiidae
Gene: GID4
Product: GID complex subunit 4 homolog
Exons: 6
Coding region: 119-778 (219 amino acids)
Biological process (GO): protein targeting to vacuole; proteasome-mediated ubiquitin-dependent protein catabolic process; protein catabolic process in the vacuole
Cellular component (GO): GID complex
Source: RefSeq, a predicted model, not a curated record